AUGUCGUCCUUUUCUGCUCACGGCCCUGCGAACACGCUUCCCUUUACGCCACCUCAUGGACUUGCUCCGGUGCCGCUCUCAGCUGCUAGCCAGGGGGCUGUUGCCCGUGGCCCCAAGGGCAUCCUUGUGCGCCCGAUUGGAGCUGUCAGAGCAGCUCGUCGAACUCUAAAUGGUGUCAUUCCAAACCCUGCAAUACACCCCGUUACCUGGGCGGGUAGCCGUGGGAACGACGAUGAGGUUCUUCCGCAGACUUCACCGUUCUCGGCCUCUCAGCGGCCCAGCACAUCCGGCGGCCUUGCUGUUACAUCGCGGCCGAUCCCGCUUCUCUCCGCAUACGGUCCGGGAAGUCCAGGUGCUCCUGAAAUAGCGAGUGGUGCAGCCGCCAGUGCGCUCGUGAGAGCCGGGACAACCCAGGAACUCAGCGCACACCAGACUGGCCAGAGCUUUGGCGUUCCCCCCCCUGCGGCGCCUCAGGAGGGAAAUCAGUUUGCCAGGUAUUACGUCUUUGACUGGGACAAUACACUUUGCCCCACCGACUGGCUAUCGGGGCUAUAUGGACAGAAUGGUUUGAAUCUCUAUAUGAGUAAGAGGCCUUGCCCGGCGCUCAGUUCCCCGGUCCUAAAGUCCAAGAUGGACCUGCUACAAAACAGUGUGCGACGGCUGCUGCUGAAGUGCAAGGAGAAAGGCGAAAUUGCGAUCAUGUCCAACGCUACGAGCGUUGGACUCAUUAAGACGCUCCGACUCCUUCCCGUCAUCCACAGAACUGUGAACGAGCUACGCAUCGCUGUAGUCUCUGCCCGGGAUAUGUGUGAGCCUCACGGUCUUCCAUUGGAGGACUGGAAGGACACGGCGCUCAUCCAAAUGCUGCUCGAUUUCGCAGGGCGGCAUGUUAACCACAAGCUCUCUGUUAUGACUAUAGGCGACCAAGACUUCGAGCACAUUGCCCUUCACAAUGCUUCGGAGUAUCUUCAGUCGCAGUUUGGCCGGGAUCCUCACCCGAAAUGCAUAAAAUACGUCGAGUCACCGACAAUUGACACUGUCACUAAGCAGACGUCAAUCUUCACCGAACUGAUUGACCAGUUUGCUGACGACGAAAGCGGCACGUACCUCAUGGAACAAGACAGUGCCAUGAUGGAUUACAGGCGUCACUCACUGUGA
Molecule: messenger RNA, 1158 nt
Organism: Neospora caninum
Lineage: Eukaryota; Apicomplexa; Conoidasida; Eucoccidiorida; Sarcocystidae
Exons: 3
Coding region: 1-1158 (385 amino acids)
Source: RefSeq, a predicted model, not a curated record